AUCGGCUCUCUCGCUCUCGUCUCUCUUUCUUUCUCUUGUUCGUCUCUCCUUCUAACCUCAACACUCUUUUCGAUCCCCCUCCGACCCUCGUUCACUCCCUCUUUUGGCUGCUGGCCGCCACAUUCCUUUACAACAACCCCCUCACCACCCCUCCCACGACACUCCUUUUUUUCAAGGCUUCGAAAGCCUCGUUCGAUCGGUGUGAAAAAACCCUAAAUGACUUCGGUUUAAAUCUUCUGCGGCUCUCGCCUGAUCUUUGCGCCUGUCGACUGGUUCGCCUUUGGCAAGCAUAUCGGGCCCUCCUCCUGUGUGAUCGAAUACAAAUACAUCCGUUUUGACCUGCCCUGACGGGCCUCCUUAAACCAUGCCUCAGCAUCACGAUCCCAAUCUGGUGAUGAGGCACUCCGUGGUUCGACGGGAGGUCAUCCCCUCCAUCCGACUUCCUCUCGUCGUACCUACGACCACCACCAUGCCGGGUGCGGGCUUCCCCGCGUUGGUGGCAAGAGCACCGAGCUCGUCAGAAACGACCGGAACAUCAGACUGCAGUAGCGGUGGAAGCUGUACAAAGUCGACAAGUAACCUGACAACGACAGUGCUUCCCGUUGUCCUGGGUGCUGGUGUUCCUGUUAUCUGUGCUAUUGUGGUUCUAAUCUUCCUGCAUCGGAGACAUGUUAAGAAGUUGAGACGUGAGGAUGCUAUGGAUAAGCACAAGUCCCUGGAUUUCGGCAUGGACAUGGUGGGACCUGGUGGAAGAAAACCCAGGAAGUUGCCCAACGGAUUACAAGCAGAGAUGAUGGAACCCAACCAUUCGAAGGGUCUGUCUCUCGAUGUCAGCCCGUACUUGAUGCCUCCUGGUCUGCACGGCUCCCGAGAGUCCCUGCACUCGCUCUCUCGAUCCAUCGAUGAUGACAAGUACCGCCCGGCGGUCUUGGGAACUCAAGACAAUGGCUCUGUUCGGUCGUUCCCUCGAAGCCGCGGUGACGAUGGAUCCAGCAUCGGAGGUUCUACUCGUCAUGGAUACGGAGGUGCCGAGGAUUCCAACUCGGGUCUUUUGAAAAAUGCCCAGCGAAUGUCUCGUUCAUCCCCUCCUCGCUACAACAGCCCUCCUGGUGAACAGAUGCCGCAGCCCCCUCCCCCAGCUCACCAUCAAGACCAUCGUGGCCCGUCACCCGGGUUGGCCCCGAAGGAGCGUGAUGAGCAUGCCAUGGCGAUUGGCAGUGCUAUGACCGACCACAGCCAGGGUCAUGACCGAGCGGCAUCACCCCCCGAGCUUCAAUUCCACCUGAACAACAACCCGAUGUCGGAACUACACUUUGAGAUCGAGCCUCCAAUCAACCAUGCCAACACCUCUCCCCAUGAAGAACGCCUGAACUUUCCGCUUCCCGACCACCACGACCCUGCCCUGCACGCGCAGACUUCGACUCCUAUGCAACUGCCUCGUAUCUCUCUGCCCGCCAGUGAUAUCACUACUAGUGAUUACGGUGACGACCGCAAGCCGGAGCUAUCCAUCAAUGUUCACGCUGCGGAGGGACACCAUGACAACAAGCAGCCUGAGCUGCACGAAGAAUCGCAGCAGAACCUCGAUAUCGCCUUUGACAAUAACAACCGCCGCGAUACCCGCCGGCUGACCCUCGGUGUACGCCCCUUGCCCCCAGAGGACCCGGCGGACAACCCCGAGCAGCGUGCCAACCGCAUCCGUUCCUUCUACAAGGAAUACUUUGACGACAGUAAGCGGGAGACCACCUACUACGAAGACUAUGGUCCCGAGUUCUACGAAACUGGCUAUGUCUACGACCCGACUACUGGCGACUAUUUCGACGCGGCUGCUCCCCCCGCUGCUCCAUUCGCGGAGCCGAUGACCCGUCGUGCCAUGACCCCGCCUCCUCGGGCUCCUCCACGAUUCCAGGGUGCUGCUCGCCAUAUGGCCACCAACUCGGCUGGUCACAAUGGCUUCGGCGGCCCGGGUCCUCGUGCGUUCUCAUCCGCUUCUGGUAGAAUGCCCGGUCCUCGUGGUGCUUCCCGGAAGCCCAUGCCUCCGCCAGCACCUCUUCAAAUGCUCCCGACCCCCCACAUGUUGAAGGAUGAUUCUAUCUUCAUGGCGGCAGACUUUGCUCCUGGCCAGCGAAUCCGUGAUCGGCGUGAGGGUCGUCCCGAGACUCCUACCGGUGGCUCGAUGCCGUACAGCCCUGCCAUCCGAGCCCAUACUCCGCUUGUUUCGGUGUUUGAUGAGCUUGCCGUGAUUCCCAGCCCUCACGCCUUGCGGAAAUCUGGCACGUUCACGAGUCUGGACUUUGCACCCCCACCCCGAUUCAAGAACAGCGAUUCUGGCAGCGAUGCCGGCAGUAUCCGCAGUAACCGGACAGGCAUCUCCAACACCCACAUGAACAACAUUCGCAUGGGCAACUAUCGUAUUAGCCGGUUGCCGACUGACAUGGUCGGUACCAAGGACGACAUGAUGACCAGUCUGCGCCCAGACUGGGGCAUGACAAGAUAAAAAAGCAACUCCCUCUCCUCCUGCCCGUCUAUCAUCCUUCUCUCUCCCCGUAACGACUCUGUGCUGCUUUUGGUGUCUCUCGAAAACAAAACUGUGAUGACCUUGCGCAUUUCAUGGUAACCUCCAGUUGUUUGACCAUAUAUUCAAGGAAUGGGUUUCUUACUUCCAUUUCCUUCCGGAUAGUUAUUUCUCUUUUUUCUCUCUUGUGUCUUUUGCACUCGCUUUACCCUUUUUUUCUCCUUGGGGUCUCUUAUUUUGGGAAAUCUGCUGUCCUGCGGCGUACAUAGAUAAUGGUUGGGUUCUGUUUUUGUUCCCCCAUGGAUUUUUCACCAAUUUCUUUUUCUUGUUCUUCUUCUUCUUCGAUACCGGCCCUUUUGCAUUUUCUCUGGUACUUGGGUACGGGCCUGUACAUAUGCCAUUGACAUUGACAUUGGAAUUGACAUUGGAUUGUUUCGGCCGGAGAGCAGGUCCUAGUGGACGGCUUCCGGCUGGGUUCCAACUGUGUGUUGAUC
This is a messenger RNA of Penicillium subrubescens, 3006 nucleotides long. RefSeq lists its product as uncharacterized. The coding region runs from base 365 to 2494 and encodes 709 amino acids. The record is from RefSeq and is a predicted model, not a curated record. Lineage: Eukaryota; Fungi; Ascomycota; Eurotiomycetes; Eurotiales; Aspergillaceae. The transcript has 3 exons.